CUUCGUUCGCGUUCUUCGUCGUUCACGUUCGCUCGGCGUUCACCGUUCGCGUCACUCGCCGUUCACUGUUCGAGUUCGAAUUCGCGUUCGUCUGGAAGCCACGUUGCUCUGCUUCAAACUCUGCAACCAACCCGCGCGCUCCACCUAGCCGUCGAACUGCUCUCUUUUGUCGCCGCCGUGAGUUCCCUAAACCCGCCACCAGACAAUACACCACAACACCAAUACUCUUGCUUCAAACUCUGCAACUUCUGAUUUCUAUUACAAUAAGUAGCUAUUUGAUUUGGUAGUGGUUUGGAUUUUUUUCAUCGACUGAAUUAAAGUAUACAAUAGUUAUGUUCUCUUUUCUAUCACAUUGAUAUUAAGCUUUGAAUUCUCUUAUUUCGUUUUACUUUUACCGCACUCGACAUGUUUGAUGAAAUGCUUUAACCAUAUUUCUCUUGUUAGUUUUAUAAUUUCUAGCUUUUAGAAACUUAGUAAGCUGAUUGCAUGUGAAAUUAGAAUAAUUGGAUCUUAGUAAUUAGGAAAUUUUAGCUGCACAAAUAGCAGAAAACAUAUUAGCAUGAUGAUUCCACUUGAAUUAGUGUUCUUCUGGUAAAUUUUAACUGUUAUUGUGAACUUGUUAAUUUGCUAAUUGUUCUUGUGGUGUUGUUCUGUUGUUCUUAUGUUAUUUUUAAUUAUUUUUUCUGUUUUUGUUGUGAUUUUCUGUUCUUGAACUUGUUAAGUUGAUAAUUUGCUAAAUUAUUUGGCUGCUGUUGUUUUAAUUUGCUAAAUUGUUAGGUUGCUGCAAUUUAAUUUGUUGGAUUUUCUAUUUAGGUCUUGUUCUUGUUUAUUUGCUAAAUUGUUGUUGUGUAUUUAUUGUUGUCUUUGAGAUUGUUGCUGGAUAUUGGUGAUCAUUGAUUUAUUAUAUGCUUCAUGUUUUCAUUGUUUUCUUCUUCUGAAGGAAAAAAAAAAAAAAACUAUUUUCAUUGUUUUGUUUCAGAAAUCAAUUUUUUUGUGAUCAGUGCUCAAACUCUGAAUGCUGUUCUGCUGGUUUUGCUGUGUUUGUUUUGUUUCAGAAAUCAAUUUUUUGUGAUCAAUGCUCAAAUUCUGAAUGUUGUUCUGCUGUUUUUGCUUUUGUUUCGUUUCAGAAAUCAAUUUUUUGUGAUCAAUGCUCAAACUCUGAACGUUGUUCUGCUGUUUUUGUUUUGUUUCAGAAAUCAAUUUUGUGAUCAAUGCUCAUACUCUGAAUGUUGUUCUGUUUUGUUUUAAGGCUGUGUUUGGAAGAGGUGAUUGAUUUCUGAGUGUUGUUUUGUUUUUGUUUUAAGGCUGCAUGUUGUGUUCAAUUUUCAUUUUGUAGGAAAUUCUGAGGUAUAUAAGAAUUAAGGAAGACUAUUUCAACUGUAUUACUCUGUUGAUUCUGGUCUACUACAAGCUUGAACAUAGAAUUGAAGAGAGAAACCCUUUAUUAUUUCAUCAUUGGCCAAUUUUUGGUAUUGCAUAUCAUUGUAGUUUGUUUAUUCAUAGAACUAGUUGUUUAUGAUCCCCUUUUGAAGUAAAAAAAUGCAGAAGAGUGUUUAGAACCAGUUGCUUUAUUCAUUGAAUUUUUAUAGAAUCAGGUGUUUAUUAUAAAACGGUUUUUUUGGUUGAACUACGAUUGAACCAAUGAACCAGUAAUUAGAGCUGUUUGAUGACCGGUCCGGUUUUUAGAACCUCGGUAAUUUGUUCUAUUUAUUGACCACAAGUCAAAGAGGAGAAGAAGGAACAAUGGAGGGUAUUGAUUGCAUUAAAAAUAAGGUGUCGAGUGCCAACUAUGAUAGGGGUUUUUAAUGAAAUUAAAUGGAAGUGGGAGUCUCAAUGAAAAGUGGGAAUAUGAUAGAGAGGAUAGGAGACUGAGAAGCUGUACCAAUAAUGGUUGAGAUGUUGAUUAUGUUUAGGGUUUUAUGCCAUAUGAUUUCGAGCUCAUAUAUCAUACUUUCUGGGAGAUGUAGCAUAUCUUGAUGUUGAUGUGUUUUGUAAGUCUGCGUAGUUUUGUGUUCUAUUUUGUGGAAUUGAUCUUGGAUAGCAUUAAGAUUUUGGGUGCUGGUUUUGUUUUUGUUCUGCUGUGAUGAUAUUGUUUCGGAUGUAUGAUUUCCUAAGAACUCACCUUCCCAUGUUGGAUCAUUUAUGAGCGUAUGAAGUAUAUAAAAGAAACCAAUGAGAAUUUUUUACUAUGAAUGUGACUUAAAAUUUUUCCAGAGGAAUGUUCAUGUUAAAAAACAAUCAUAAUUUCAGCCUUUGCAUUAUAAACUUCAAUUUUAGGGGUUUUUUUUUUUUCUUGAUUAAUCUCUGGACAACUAAUUAUUUAAGUGAGACUAGGUCAACCGGUUCAACCAGUGACUCAUCACUGGUUGAACCGGUAACUUAGUGACCCAAUAGUCUGAUCGGUUCGAUUCUGAUAACUAUGCAUUGAAUAACCUAUUGGCCACCAACAAACCCUUAACAUCAUUCUUUUCUGCAUGAGCAUCUUCCUUCUCAACAUCAUUCCUUUUUCUCUGUCUUCAGGACCCCAUCUUGAUUCUUGAUGACCGAAUUUAGUGAUGAAUCGGGAGGCGGGAGACCUGGCAGUUCGAAUAAGCAGAGCUCUGAUCUCAGCCUCCUCACCCACCCGCCACUCAUGGACUCCCUCCCUGGAGCACACCCUCCAUGCUCUCCGCUGCCGCCACCACCUCUCGCCUCCUCUUGUCUCCGCUGUCAUCAACCCCUUCCUUCUCCGCCACCACUCCCUCGCAUUGGGCUUCUUCAAUUGGGCCACUAACCAGCCCAACUUCGCCCACACUCCCUCCACCUUCCACUCUCUCCUCUCCUCCCUCUCCAACUCCCACUCCCAACACCACCAAAACUCCGUUCUUUCGCUUCUCAACCAAGCCAAAGCCCUCAACUUCCCCCUCCAUAGCUCCAUUCUCCGCUCCGCCAUUUCCUCUCUUCUUGCAACGAACAAGAUUCAUAAUGCAUUCUCUAUGUUUAGGGAAUUUUCUACUCUUGCCAACGAAUUGGGUGGCGCCACAUGUAAUAGGUUACUGGCUGCACUUGCUUCUGCUGGGUACUUGGACAGUGCGUACAAGGUGUUUGAUGAAAUGACUGUUAGGGGUGCCCCUUUGAGUACCAUGGGUUUUGGGGUGUUUGUGUGGAGGGUUUGUGAAGAGGGUUGUUUGGAUAGAGUUUUAGCUGUUUUGGAUAAGGUUAAGGAUUGCUGUUUGGGGAUUAAUGGGUCGGUUGUGGCAGUUUUGAUUGUUCAUGGGUUGUGUUGUGCCGGCAGGGUGUCCGAGGCCUUAGGGAUGUUAGGUGAGCUGAGGGGCAAGGGAUGGAAACCUGACUUCAUUGCUUAUUGGGUUGUUGCCUCGGCACUGCGAAGAAUGCGAGAUGUGGCUGAGGAAGUGAAGGUUUUGAAGAUGAAGAGGAAGUUAGGGGUGGCACCGAGGAUUGGUGAUUACAAGGACUUGAUACUUGAAUUGGUUUCUGAGGGGCGGAUUAAUGUGGUGAAAGAACUCGGGGAGAUCAUUGUUGGUGCUAAUUUCCCCAUUGAUGAUGAUCUUCUCAAUGCCUUAAUUGGAUCAGUUUCGAGUAUUGAUCCUGGAGCUACAAUUAUCUUUUUUGAGUUCAUGAUUCGUAAAGGGAGGUUUCCUACCAUUUUGACUAUUAGCAAUUUGAGUAGAAAUCUGUUUAGGCAUGGGAAGGUAGAUGAGAUGUUAGAGGUGUUCCGAGUUCUGGAUUCUCAUAACUACUUCAAAGAUGUGGAGGGUUACAAUGUGAUGGUGUCGUUCUUGUGCGAAGCCGGAAGAGUGAAAGAGGGCUAUGCUGUUCUCCAAAAGAUGAAGAAGAAACGGAUCAUUCCUAAUGUGUCAUCUUAUAAUUAUGUGAUGGAAGCGUGUUGCAAGGAGGAUCUGCUGCGCCCAGCGAGGAAGCUUUGGGAUGAGAUGUUUUCAUGUGGAUGUUCUGGGAACUUGAAGACCUACAAUAUUCUGAUAAAGAAGUUCUCUGAAGUGGGACAAACUGAAGAGGGUUACAAGCUCUUUCAGCACAUGUUGGACAAAGGGUUAACACCUGAUCACACAAGUUACACCUCUCUUCUUGAAGGGCUUUGUUAUGAGGACAAACUUGAAGCAGCUUUUGAGCUCUAUAACAAGCAUGUAAAACAGGACAUUAUCCUUGCAAGAGAUAUAUUAAGCUCAUUUGUAUCAUCACUAUGCAAGAAAGGUCAUCUUAUGGAUGCUUCCAAACUACUUUGCAGCCUCAAUAAUGAUAUAGGAAACACAGAGGCCCAUGUAGUUUUGCUGAAAUGUUCGGCUGAGGCAAAAGAAAUUCCAAUAGCCAUUGAGCACCUGAAGUGGAUUCAGCAAAAGUCACCUUUAAUGUUGCAAGAUAUAUGUGCUGGACUUUUAGCUUUUAUUUCUUCUGCUACAUUUCCGGAGCCAAUAUUACAGUUACUGCAAAAAAUACAAGACUUCAAUUUCCCAAAUAAAGGACAUCUUAAAGGAUGUGUACCAUAGAUGAUUAUGGUGGUUGAAUUCUGGGAUUACAGCAACAUUGUUUGGAAAGAAAUUUUAACUAGCUAGAGGUAGGUUGACAGCACAGAAAUAACUACUAGACUUUUCGUAUAAGGCCAAUAUUGGCAAAAAAAUGAGAAACAAACAAAAACAAAAAAUAAAACAAGACAAAAA
Messenger RNA from Arachis duranensis, 4676 nucleotides. RefSeq names its product pentatricopeptide repeat-containing protein At5g14080. The transcript has 2 exons. Bases 2556 to 4505 code for a protein of 649 amino acids. Gene Ontology annotation, molecular function: protein binding. Lineage: Eukaryota; Viridiplantae; Streptophyta; Magnoliopsida; Fabales; Fabaceae. The record is from RefSeq and is a predicted model, not a curated record.